Emericellopsis atlantica is the source of this 1035-nucleotide messenger RNA. Its product is annotated as glycoside hydrolase superfamily. Gene Ontology annotation, cellular component: extracellular region. Gene Ontology annotation, molecular function: chitinase activity; chitin binding. The coding region runs from base 1 to 1035 and encodes 344 amino acids. NCBI's taxonomy places the organism in Eukaryota, Fungi, Ascomycota, Sordariomycetes, Hypocreales, Bionectriaceae. The record is from RefSeq and is a predicted model, not a curated record. Gene Ontology annotation, biological process: carbohydrate metabolic process; chitin catabolic process. The transcript is spliced from 4 exons.
AUGUCCUCAUUCGCCAACGCUGUAUACUAUCCGUCUUGGAAAGUAUACAAAGGGAAGCCGCCGUCCUCGCUUGAUGUCCGCGUAGCCACGCAUGCAUUCUAUGCGUUCGUGAGGGUCAAUGAGAAUGGUACACUCCGGCUCCUGGACGAGUUUGGUGAUUUGCAGAAACAGGUCGAUGUGGAGCAAGGGUGCCUAGCCGCCUUUGCAAAGAUGAAGCGAGAGAACCCGCACUUGAAGACACUCGUCUCGAUAGGCGGUGGCUCAGGGAGUGCCGAGUUCCCUAUCAUGGCUGCCGACCCUGCAGCGAGGGAAACGUUUGCGAGAGAAGCGCCCAACUUCUGUGACAAGUACGAGUUUGAUGGGGUCGAUAUCGACUGGGAGCAUCCCACCCGAUGCGAUGAGGGCGAGAACUAUGUCAAGCUGCUUUGGGAUGUCCGCAGGGCUCUACCGGCCCCUGCGUACCUCGUUAGCACAGCCCUGCCGGUCGGUCAAUACUGCCUCAAGCACAUUGACCUGAGGAUGGCGGGUGCCCUCCUUGACUUCCUCAACCUCAUGGCGUAUGACUUCACCGGGGCCUGGACUGACGUUUGUGGUCAUCAGGCCCAACUGCUGGCUCCGCGGGAGGACACGUGCUCGACGCUUCGCAAGUCAGGCGCCGCUGGUGUCGACUUUGUAGUCGCGAAUGGCUUCCCAAGGGAGAAAACUCUACUUGGCGUGCCAGCGUAUGCCAGGUAUUUCCCUCAGGCCAGCGGCCCUGGGCACUCAUUCCCCAGCGCUGGGGAGAUGGAGUACUCUGAUAUGCCCGAGAGCUGGAUCUCGGAUGCGCACAUAGACCAUCAUGCUGCAACGGCGUCAUAUGUUGACUCGGAGGGCGGGAAGGGCUUCAUUACGUUUGAUGUGCCGGGUACAGUGUCAGCGAAAGCACGAUACGUGAGGCGACAGCAACUCGGGGGUCUCUUUUACUGGACUGGCGUUGGCGAUAGGCAGGGCAGUCAAAGUCUGGUCGCUGCCGGCUUGGCAACGCUUAGCAACUAA